AUGAGUCACAGCUCAGCACCUGUCCCUGACCUCAGACCUGUCCCUGACCUCAGACCUGUCGCUGACCUCAGACCUGUCCUGACCUCAGACCUGUCCCUGACCUCAGACCUGUCCCUGACCUCAGACCUGUCCCUGACCUCAGACCUGUCCCUGACCUCAGACCUACCUGUCCUGACCUCAGACCUGUCGCUGACCUCAGACCUGUCCCUGACCUCAGACCUGUCGCUGACCUCAGACCUGUCGCUGACCUCAGACCUGUCCCUGACCUCAGACCUGUCCCUGACCUCAGACCCACCUGUCCCUGACCUCAGACCUGUCCUGACCUCAGACCUGUCCCUGACCUCAGACCUGUCCCUGACCUCAGACCUGUCCCUGACCUCAGACCUGUCCCUGACCUCAGACCUGUCCCUGACCUCAGACCUACCUGUCCUGACCUCAGACCUGUCCCUGACCUCAGACCUGUCCCUGACCUCAGACCUGUCCCUGACCUCAGACCUGUCCCUGACCUCAGACCUGUCCCUGACCUCAGACCCGUCCCUGACCUCAGACCUACCUGUCCCUGACCUCAGACCUGUCCCUGACCUCAGACCUGUCCCUGACCUCAGACCUGUCCUGACCUCAGACCUGUCCCUGACCUCAGACCUGUUCCUGACCUCAGACCUGUCCCUGACCUCAGACCUACCCGUCCCUGACCUCAGACCUGUCCCUGACCUCAGACCUGUCCUGACCUCAGACCUGUCCCUGACCUCAGACCUGUCCCUGACCUCAGACCUGUCCCUGACCUCAGACCUACCUGUCCUGACCUCAGACCCGUCCCUGACCUCAGACCUGUCCCUGACCUCAGACCCGUCCCUGACCUCAGACCUACCUGUCCCUGACCUCAGACCUGUCCCUGACCUCAGACCUGUCCUGACCUCAGACCUGUCCCUGACCUCAGACCUGUCGCUGACCUCAGACCUGUCCUGA
Knipowitschia caucasica is the source of this 966-nucleotide messenger RNA. The record is from the annotation of a GenBank genome assembly. Lineage: Eukaryota; Metazoa; Chordata; Actinopteri; Gobiiformes; Gobiidae.